This is a messenger RNA of Phyllostomus hastatus (greater spear-nosed bat), 3000 nucleotides long. It is a transcript of the gene FKRP, whose product is annotated as fukutin related protein. The coding region runs from base 271 to 1758 and encodes 495 amino acids. Gene Ontology annotation, biological process: protein O-linked glycosylation via mannose. The transcript has 4 exons. The record is from RefSeq and is a predicted model, not a curated record. Gene Ontology annotation, cellular component: Golgi apparatus. Lineage: Eukaryota; Metazoa; Chordata; Mammalia; Chiroptera; Phyllostomidae.
CCCGGCGGCCAUUGCUCCAAGAUGGCGACGGCGGCGGCGGCGGCAGUGCAGCUGAGCUGGACUGAAACUGUCCCCCUGGUGCUCCCCCAGCCUGCAACGUAGGAGGUUUCUUCUGCCCACAAUAUGAUGAAUUCCGUGAGGUCAUGGGUGUUGUGCGUCUCCGUGUCAUGUGUCCACUGCUGGGUCCCCAGCACUUGAAACAGUGCCUGGCACGUUGCAGGAGUUCAGCAGGAUGUCCUGGAGGCCCAGCUAGGGCCUGAGCUCGGCCCCAUGAGGCUCACCCGCUGCCAGGCUGCCCUGGCAGUCGCCAUUAUUGUCAACCUCCUGGUCCUCUUCUAUGUUUCGUGGCUGCAGCAACGGCCCAGGAACUCCCGGCCACGGGGCCCCCGCCACGGGUCUGCUGCCGGCCCCCAUGUUACCAUCCUGGUGCGGGAGUUCGAGGCCUUUGACAAUGCGGUGCCCGAGCUGGUGGACUCCUUCCUGCAGCAGGACCCAGCCCAGCCGGUGGUGGUGGCAGCAGACAUACUCCCCUACCCGCCCUUGGCCCUGCCCCGUGUCCCCAAUGUUCGCCUGGCACUGCUCCAGCCCGCCCUGGACCAGCCUGCCGCGGCCUCGCGCCCAGAGACCUAUGUGACCACGGAGUACGUGGCCCUGGUGCCUGAUGGGGCGAGGGCUGAGACACCAGGCCAGCUGGAGCGCAUGGUGGAAGCGCUCCGCCGGGGAAGCACCCGCUUGGUGGCUGCCCCUGUUGCCUCAGCCAACCCUGUCCGGUGCCUGGCCCUGAACGUCAGCCUGAGGGAGUGGACAGCGCACUAUGGCCCGGCCCCUUCUGCACAGCGCUGCGACGCUUUGGAAGGGGACGCUGUGGUUCUCCUGCGCUCAAGAGACCUCUUCAACCUCUCGGUGCCCCUGGCCAGGCCAGUAGGCACCAGCCUCUUCCUGCAGACAGCCCUACGUGGCUGGGGGGUGCAACUGCUGGACUUGACCUUCCCCAUAGCCCACCAGCCCCCCCUGACCACAGCCCAUGCGCGCUGGAAGGCGGAGCGCGAGGGGCGCGCGCGGCAGUCUGCGCUGCUGCGGGCGCUGGGCAUCCGCCUGGUGAGCAAAGACGGCGGGCGCCUUGAGUGGUUCGGUUGCAGUAAAGAGACACCUCGUUGCUUUGGGACCGUGGUGGGUGACACACCUGCCUACCUGUACGAGGGGCGCUGGACACCCCCAUGCUGCCUGCGCGCACUGCGUGAGACAGCCCGCUAUGUGGUGGGCGUGCUGGAAGCGGCCGGAGUGCGCUACUGGCUGGAAGGCGGCUCCCUGCUGGGGGCUGCCCGCCACGGGGAUAUCAUCCCAUGGGACUACGACGUGGACCUGGGCAUCUACCUGGAGGACGUGGGCAACUGCGAGCAGUUACGGGGGGCCGAGGCCGGCUCAGUGGUGGACGAGCGCGGCUUUGUGUGGGAGAAGGCCAUAGAGGGUGACUUCUUCCGCGUGCAGUACAGUGAGAGCAACCACCUGCACGUGGACCUGUGGCCCUUUUACCCCCGCAAUGGAGUCAUGACCAAGGACACGUGGCUGGACCACCGACAGGAUGUUGAGUUCCCCGAACACUUCCUGCAGCCUCUUGUGCCCCUGCCCUUUGCCGGCUUCAUGGCGCAGGCGCCUAACAACUACCGCCGCUUUCUGGAGCUCAAAUUCGGCCCCGGAGUCAUCGAGAACCCCGAGUACCCCAACCCGGCCCUCCUGAGUUUGGCAGGAAGUGGCUGAAGCUUUGACUCACACGCCUGCCGACAUGGGAAACUGUCCUUUGUUUCUGGUGUCACUGGCAUUGGUAAAUGGGCCGGGGAUGCCAAGCGGCUCCACAGGGCCCAGCACAGUCCAGGACAUCCAUGUCAUGACGUCUAAGAUUUCCAGGAACCCUGGGCUCCAGGGCUGUGACAGAGUUUUGGAAAGAGGGAGAAAGAGUGUAGGUUCUAAGGCCAAACUGCUGCGAUUCUAACCCUGGCUCUUCCACUUAACUCGUUAAGUGGCCCUGGGCGAGCCUCCUGGUUUCUCCGUUCCUCGUUGCCUCAUCCGCACCAGGGUUCAGUGAGUGCCCUCCCUAUAAGGCGCAUAUAGAAGCCCCAGGAUACUUGGCUGCUCGGGUUGCUUCUACCACUAGAGGGCGUCCUUGCCCUACUGUGGGGCCAAGGAGACCUUAAGCACAGACUACUGUUCCACAGCUUUUUUUGUCUCUUGAACCUUUGGUCUUCUCUCUAAGCCCCUGCGCCUGGCUGGACAGGAUAACUAGCUCCCUUUUUUUCCAGAACGCGACUCCCUUCCCUCCUGGGAGAGCCUGGUGCGGUGCAUGCUGCUCUUAACCCCAUCUCAAAGAGGAGGAAACAGGCUCAGAGGUCUGAGGCACAUCUGUGGUUGGGAGUGAGGGUCUGGAUCCAGGCCCCGCCCCUUUCGAACUGUUACCUCGUUAUUUUCUCUCUCUGCGCCUGUUUCCCUGCUUGGAUGGUGGGGUCAACAAUAAUCACUGCUGACAUUUACUGAGCACUUACUGUAUGCCAGGCACUGCUCCCAGUGUUCACACAGAUGAACUGAUUCAUUCCUGUCCUCAUCCCUCCCAAGUGAGAGCUGCUAUUAUUUCCAUUUAACAGAUGAGGAAAAUGAGGCCAGGAUGGUCAAGUCCUCUGCCCAAGGCCAGAGGGCGGAGGAAGUGGCAGAGUGGGAACUUCAAUGCAGGCUGUCAGUCUGGAGCCCACAAUGACGAGGCCCUGGGUGCCCCUCUCCAGUACUGGUACCCAGAGGGCCUCCUGUCACUGAGCAGGGAAAGCAAUGGCUGCCUUUUUUUCCUUUUCUUUUUUUUUUUUUUUUUUUGGUGAUAAUGCACCUAAGAAUAAGUACUGUUUGGGCAUUACCCCAAUAUGUGUAUUUAUCAAUGAUAUACAGGUACUACUAGCAUUCUAUAUGUUAGUAAUAAGGCUUAAAUUAUUUCAUUUUUAAAUUAAAAUCAAUAUAAAA